AUGAACUGGGCGUUUUUGCAGGGCCUGCUCAGCGGGGUCAAUAAGUACUCCACGGCGUUCGGUCGUAUCUGGCUCUCCGUCGUCUUCAUCUUCAGACUCAUGGUCUUCGUCGUGGCUGCGGAGAAGGUGUGGGGCGACGAACAGAAAGACUUUGACUGCAACACCCGCCAACCCGGCUGCCACAACGUCUGUUACGACCACUUCUUCCCCGUCUCCCACAGCCGGCUCUGGGCACUCCAGCUCAUCUUCGUCACCUGUCCCUCGCUACUGGUCGUCCUCCAUGUUGCGUACAGAGAUGAACGAGAGCGGAAACACUGUCUGAAGCACGGCGAGGGAUGCACCCGUCUUUACGACAAUACGGGGAAGAAGCGUGGCGGCCUGUGGUGGACCUACUUCUUCAGUCUUCUGUUCAAGAUGGUGGUGGACGGCGUGUUCAUCUUCCUGUUGUUUUACAUCUACGAGGCGUACUUCUUCCCGCUGGUGGUGAAGUGCUCAGAGGACCCCUGUCCCAACGAGGUGGACUGCUUUAUUGCCAGGUAUUUUUGCUAUUAUUACAAACAGAGCACAACACUUUGUACUGAUCAUUGCCGUGGCCCUGCGGUUCUCCUGACCAUGUGACCUGACCACCAGGAGAAUCUCUGAGCCCUAAGUAAUCACAAAUGUAGCGAAUGACAUGAGCUAAUCCAGGAUGUGAUUACAAUGCAUUGUUAUUUUGAACAGCCAUAGGCCUGUAUUAUUUCAUGAAGCUCAUCUUUUAUUCUCUGCUCCCCCCCAGACCAACAGAGAAGCGAGUGUUCACAGUCUUCAUGGUGGUGGUUAGCUUCGUGUGUAUCCUCCUGACUCUGUGUGAGAUCCUCUACCUGCUGGGGAAGAAGUGCAGGGAGUGUGUUGGCGGUGGAGGGCCCCGUGCCAUCAGGGAGAGCCCCCGGUUCACCAUGCCAGCUACCAUACCCCUGACGGCGAACGAUAACUCUGUGUUCAAGAAGUCUGAACUGGAGAAGACGAAGAUGGCUGAUGGUGGAGUGGCUGAGACAGAGAGCCCUGCUCCGGGUUACAGUGUGGCUAUCUCCUAAGACUGUCAUCUUUAAUUCUGGUCCUGGAGACGCCAUAGCAUAGUGCAGGCUUUUCGUUCAUGCCCAGUACUAAUACAUGAUUAGAUGCAUCUAAUCAAGGCAUUGAUGAUUAGUGGAUCAGUUGUGGGUUAGUACUGGUCCGGAACAAAAGCCUAUGGAAAGCCUAUGGAGUGUUUGGCAGUAAUCAAGGCAUUGGGGGCCAGUAUGAAAAAAAUAAAAUAAUAAUAAUGUAUGCACUCACUAACUGUAAGUCGCUCUGGAUAAGAGCGUCUGCUAAAUGACUAAAAAUGUAAAUGUAAAAUGAUUAGUUGAUCAGUUGUGUGUUAGUGCUGGUCUGGAACAAAAGCCUACGGAGUGUUUGGCAGUGCACAACGUUCUGUCAUGUCUGUGUCAAGGACCUCAUACACUGUUUAGUCUGAGUAUGAAGAUAUGGGUCUAAUACUCCAAAAUGUUGUUUACAAAGUCACUGCCAAAAUGGGACAUCUUUUUUUUAUUUUAUUUUUACAUGUUUUAGUCAUGAUUGAUUAGAGUUUUUGUUUUUUGUAAGAAGUUUUUAUUUCAUGAAAUGUACAUUAUUUGUAGUCUUGUUCAGUUAUUGAUAUGCUCUUUGAUACCAUAUGUAAUAUAAUUUCAAGCCUAAUGAUUGUAGUCUGCUAAUAAUUUGAAAUAAAACAUUUUAUUAUGAAUUAUUUUUUUGUAUUUUCUAUAAAUAUAAAUGCUUCUUCAAUUUCAACUAAAAUAUCAUGAUGAUUUUCAACUUAAGUCAAGUUGACUUGGCUCCGUUGAGCACAAAACUUAGAGUAAAUCAGAUUGGACCGUCUUUUUCAUUCCAGCAACCAUUUUAGGGCACUUUACAUAAUAAUAAUAUGCCAUUUAGCAGACACUUUUAUCCAAAGCGACUUUUUUUGUGUAUGGGGUGGUCCCGGGGAUCGAACCCACUACCUUGGCGUUACAAGCGCCGUGCUCUACCAGCUGAGCUACGGAGGACCACAGGAGAUGCAACAGUGCUCCAUUAGAAGGUGUGGACUUGAGUAGUAAGCUUUGCAUAACGUAAUUAAACGGAUCACAUAUUUUAUGAAACAAAUCUCACAGACAAUGAUCAUAUGUGAUGUAUAAACUUUGAAUGAAGUUUUGUUCAAGAGCCACUCUAAAAAACAUUCACACGGGACCUUAAAUGUAACAAAGUUCAUUCCUUGUGCAAGUGGCAUGCAACUUACAAAACACCCGAUGAAAUCAAAGUGUUUUGGCAAUGAAAGAGAACCACAAAAUGACACACCUUGAUAAUGAAAUGAAUUAAAUCAUAGUUUAAUCUACAGGUUGGCGGUAGUAGGACAGGAGUGGUCAGUAAACAGGGGUGGUAGACUGGACUCUCUAGAUUAAAUGACCUGAUCACAGUCACAUCCGGCAUGACUCUACUCCAUCAGACUAGGCAGCAGCACUAGCUGUACAGCUGUGGGAUGGUAACAGGUGCCACCUUCUCUAGCUGAAUGAACUGUCUAGUCAGUCUAGAUAAGAGUGUCUGCUAAAUGACUCAAAAUGUAAAAUGUGCAUGUGUACAUUGCUGAAUGGGCAUGAACACCAAUGUUCAUGCCCAGUGUUUGAGUAUCUACAACUGUGAAUCAACAAAUACUACAACCACUAGUGGUCACCAUAUCAGUUCUCUGUGAGACUGGAGAGCACUAUGUCCAUAUCCCGAUACCUCCGUACCAAAGUUCCAGCUCUCCUGGCAAAUAAAGGAUCAGCGUUUUAUCUCGGAAUCUGUGGCAGGGCCGGAUAAAGGAGGGGCGACUAGGCAGACAUAGGGUGGUACCAAACCACACUCACCUGUGUGGGCCUGGGUUGGUACCAAUACCAGAGUCACCUGGUGGGAACACUUAGUCACCAUGACAACUCCAAUGUUGAUAGUGCAUUUGAUUUUAACAGGGUAUUAUUGCAUCACUAACUGGCCUGUGGAAAAAAAUAAAAUAAAAAAAAAUAAGCUUCACUGAUUCCAAAGCUUGACCACACCUCCAGAGAGGGGCUAAAAGACCAUGUCCAGACCUAGACCAGCCCUUGUUCAGCCCUGGCAUUCAACAGUCAAAUCAGACUGAGGCAACGUUGAACAGAGAGACAGACAAGCUAAAAAUGGAUUGAACAUCAGCCCAGUGAUCUGAAACAACUGUAAGUAUGACUUGACUAAUAAUCAAUCUGUAAUAGUGAUGCAAGUUACUUUUGUGUUUGAAUGGAAAUAUGUUAACAUGAUUUACAAUGCCUCAAAAUGAUGUGUAUUCAGCAACAAGUACCUGUUUUUGAAUAUCAUUCCACUGAUUUCAUAAAAAUUACUUUGCUCAAGAUGUUCCCCUAUGAAAUCCCGCAACAACAAAAUGUGAUUUUGUGAGCAUUAGACUCUUGAUGGAAGGCAAAUAGUGUUUUGAUCAAAUAUUAAAGCAGCCUUUCUUCAAAGAACCCACGCCUUUAAGCAAACAGCUUCAGAAGGUGAAGAGAGAGUCGCAGGGAGAUUUGGAUGAAAAGCUUGAUCAGAGUCUAAAUAAAAGGCUGUGAACAGAUCUUUCAAAAGAAAAAUACUUUAACACCCAGAAGAAACGUAUUUCUAUUUGUCAUUGAAGAGUUGUAAACAUAUUACAGUACAGUGCUCAGCAUAUGUGGGAACUCCUUCAAGACUGUUGGAAAAGCAUUCCAGGUGAAGCUGGUUGAGAGAAUGCCAAGAGUGUGCAAAGCUGUCAUCAAGGCAUUUGAAGAAUCUCAAAUAUAAAAUAUAUUUUGAUUUGUUUAACACUUUUUUUGGUUACUACAUGAUUCCAUAUGUGCUAUUUCAUAGUUUUGAUGUCUUCACUAUUAUUCUACAAUGUAGAAAAUAGUUUUAAAAAAAUAAGAAAAACCCAGGAAUGAGUAGGUGUGUCCAAACUUUUGACUGGUACUGUAUAUGUUUUUCAGCUGGUAGAUGAUUUCCUGUUGUUUGCAGCUUUAUCCAGAAAGCUUUUUGACCUAUCAUUCUGUAGCCUUCCAGUAGGGCAGGCGAUGGCAAUGCCAGUGUUAGGUAAUGCCAAGAGGUCUGGACCUUGAUUUUAAGUAGUUCCCUUUCCCUGACAUGGAGGAUGGCCUGGCUCAAUCCAUACCCUGGUUGUUCAACCAUUAUCCAUACACUUAUUAGUUAAUCACUUUCUCUUCUUCCUCCAGCUUCAAGUCCAAAGACAGACGCUCAUCCACACAGCCGGGUGAAAGUUCAACGGUGAAAGAAGGGGAUCCCACUCCGAUCUCACCAUGGACUGGAAGACGUUUGAGGCGCUGCUUAGCGGGGUCAACAAAUACUCUACCGCGUUUGGACGUAUCUGGCUCUCCGUGGUCUUCGUGUUUCGCGUCAUGGUCUUCGUCGUGGCCGCAGAACGCGUCUGGAGUGAGGACCAGAAAGACUUUGACUGCAACACCCGCCAACCCGGCUGUGCCAACGUCUGUUACGACCACUUCUUCCCCGUCUCCCACACCCGGCUCUGGGCACUCCAGCUCAUCUUCGUCACCUGUCCCACCUUCAUGGUCGUGAUGCACGUGGCGUACCGCGAGGAACGCGAACGCAAGUACCGCAUCAAACAUGGUGAGAACGCCCAUCUCUACGACAACACAGGACAGAAGCACGGAGGACUCUGGUGGACAUAUCUCCUCAGCCUCUUCUUCAAGACGACCAUCGAGGUGGCGUUCCUCUACCUCCUGCAUCUCAUCUACAACAACUUUGACCUGCCGCGACGCGUCAAGUGCGACCUCUGGCCUUGUCCCAACCAGGUGGAUUGCUACGUCGGCCGGCCCACAGAGAAGAGGGUGUUCACCUACUUCAUGGUGGGAGCGUCGGCUGUGUGUAUAGUGCUCAACGUGUGUGAGAUCUUUUACCUGAUAGCCAUCCGGGUGCUGAGGAUCAGCCACAGCAGAAGCCUCCACACCUCCCCCAAGAUGAGCUGCUCUGAGCUGGACUGUGAUGGGUGUCAGACGCUGCCGGUGACAGCAGAGGAGCAGAAGGGCAACGAGAAGAACAUCUGUCUUUUGAGUCAGACAUGA
Coregonus sp. 'balchen' is the source of this 5117-nucleotide messenger RNA. The record is from the annotation of a GenBank genome assembly. Lineage: Eukaryota; Metazoa; Chordata; Actinopteri; Salmoniformes; Salmonidae.